Molecule: messenger RNA, 7902 nt
Organism: Colletotrichum chrysophilum
Lineage: Eukaryota; Fungi; Ascomycota; Sordariomycetes; Glomerellales; Glomerellaceae
Exons: 2
Coding region: 1-7902 (2633 amino acids)
Cellular component (GO): small-subunit processome; nucleolus; 90S preribosome
Source: RefSeq, a predicted model, not a curated record
AUGCCUUCCACUUCAUCUGGACGUAUCACAAAGUCCCGAAAGGGCAAAUACUCAACACCACAUCAAAAGAACCACCGAUGGGAGUCCUUCGCGACCAAGGUCUCCAAACUACACUCGCUCGAUCCCCUACGAAAGGUCCGCCGACAUGAUCUCGACGAAGAAGACCUCGAAGCGACCACCUCAUACUUCCGGACCGGCCUGCAGAAAUGGGGCGAGCUCAAUGUCUCAAAAGCCUUUAGUGAUUUCAAGAGGGUGGUCUUGCCGCUGAGUGAGAGUCUUCCCCAGAUUCUGCACUUCGAGAAGGACAUCUUCGAGGCGCUCGAGACGUCGAUUGCGAAACAAGACAAGGAUGCCUUGGAGCCUGUCUUGGACCUCCUGACAGCUUUUGCGCACGAUAUUGGUACCAGAUUCGAAAAGUACUAUGCCAAGUCUCUGGAUCUCAUUAUCGCCAUCGCCGCCAGACCGCAGGAUGCCGAUGUUAUUGAGUGGACCUUUGCCGCUCUCGCCUUCUUGUUCAAAUAUCUUUCGAAGCUACUGGUCCCGGAUUUGCGACCGACGUACGAUGUCAUGAUACCACUCCUGGGAAAGGCGCGCCACCCUCCUCAUAUUGCCCGUUUUGCCGCCGAGGCGUUGAGCUUUCUCAUUAAAAAGGCAGCAGCACCAGCGAACCGGGAGACCGCUCUCGUCGCCAUCGUUGAACACGCAAGGAACGACCUUCGAAGUACUGUCGGCGACCGUCAGUUCCAACUAUACCAGGAUGGUCUCAUGACUAUGUUCGCCGAGGCGAUCAAGGGCCCAGGACAGACCAUCCACUCGACUGGACCGGCCAUCUUCACGACACUCAUGAAAGCCAUCCCCGAAACCGAGUCAGACCUCACGCCGACGGCGACCUGGACCGAUCUUGUUUGCGGUGUCCUGACCAGCAUCAUCCACCACUCCAACGAUAAGGACCUUGCGCUGGUCCUCGAAGCGAUCCAAGACCAUGUGCAGGCAGCGUUGGCCGAGUCUAAGCCAAGCAAGACAUGGCGUUAUGUGCCUUUAGUCAGGGUUCUCGGUACGGCUGCGGGAGUCCGGAGAGGAUCUCGCGUCAGCAACUGGCCCGUACUCGUCCAAAACCUGACAGCGAUGCUGGAUGCGAUGGCACAGAACUCCCCAGAGGCAACGGAGGAUAAAUUGAGCCUGAUAUGGAAGCAUGUCGUUGUCAACGCCGCGAUCGUCUGGCACCAGGCGCCGAUUGACGCCCUAAUCCCGUGUAUCAAGGACUUCAUGACAGCUCUUCAGAGGGAGAAACUCAUGAGAUGGUAUAUUCCGUUCUGUGCCUACUUCUCCGAGUUGGAUUCACAACGAUUCCGAAGUUUGUUCCAGACCUAUUUCCAGAGGUUCAUUGUCAGCCACUGGUCCGACGGUCGAAACGAGGAUAUGCUGUGCGUUUUCUUACCGCGCAUGGUCAAGUCAGGCAGUCUGCCCUCGCCAGGGGGCAAGGAGACCUGCAAUCUUCCGCGCAGCUGGCAGGACCAGAUUGUGUCAAAGUUCGAGCGCCUCGAAGCGUCACCCUUCCCCGAACGCGGAGCCUAUGACAAGGAUCCCCAAACAUGGCGGGAUAGAUGUCUGCCCAAAUACUCAGCACUUCUAGACCUCCUUUACUCUACGACAGUUCACCCAUCGGCAAGCGCCAAGAUCGCGGAACUCCUACUUAGAAAGUUGAGACUUGCACUGAAACCAUCGUCCACGUUGGCGUCGGAUGAGGUUCACUUCAGCGUCAGCCAGGGUUUUCAUGCGUACCUUCGCAUGAGCAAGGCGGCUGGUCCGGUGGAUUCGGCUCUCAGCCCGCUUCUUCGGGCUGCCGUGCCUCGGUUCAGCCGUUCAGUUGGCUUCCUGGAGGCCUAUCUUGAGUACGCUGAAGCAACAAAGAACCAGCUGCCGUCGGUCGACCGCCAAAGCAGCGACAGCAGCGAGGGCUCUGGAGAGGAAGAUCCUGUCGUUCAGGCACUAAUCGAGAACCUCUCUGCCUCUUCUCAUGAGCUUCGUCUCGCUUCUCUUAAGAUUCUUCAGCAAAUCGAGUCGACGCCCGAUGAGCUCUCCUGCCACACCCUUAUGCUGGAUAUUGAGCAGACACCUAUGGAGCUUUCCACGAUGAGAAAUGUUGCUAUGCAUCUGCGCAAGCUUGGUCAAACUUACUCUCAGUUGAGCAAAAACUCCUGGCUCUUGAAGGCAAUCCCUUCCUUCAUGUUCGGCAUGUUGACAGUCAAACUUUCACCUUUGUGGGACGAUACCAUUACCGCUCUGAAGCUGGUUGGAGAAUCCAAGACGGGUGCGGAGGCUAUUUCAGAUAUGGCUUUCGACUGGCUGGAGACGCCCUCGCCCAGGUGGUCGGGUCCCGGAAGCCAACCAUCGCUCCAGGGCAGGGAACCCGUCACUGACUUCGACUGCACCCACUUAAAGAAGCUCUGGAGGAUGGCAGAUGAGGUUGAGCCUGUGGUCAACAACGCGGUAGAUCUCAUGCUCCAAGCUUUUGACGAGCAGCAGCAGACCGUAGAGGCCCACGCGACCAACGCCCGAGCCCAGGCAAUCAAGGUCUUUACUGCUAUGCCUUCGUCUGCUGAGAAACACUCGCGUAAGCUGGUGCCCUUUUUCUUGCCUUGGGCUCUUGAUGAGGAUGAUGCAUCUGACGCCCAGGACGAUGAGGAGCCUCAGUCCAAUGGAGAGGACUGGUCACUUCAGGACCGCAAGGCACUCGUUGGUGUCUUUGCUCUGUUUGUCAACCCGAAGUCUCUGUAUCAGAACGAGAAAGUGUACCGUGCCCUUCUCCACCUCAUGGAGAAUGGUGAUAUCGAGGUACAGGAGCAGGCACUGAAGGCUAUCCUCGCCUGGAAGCAAAAGGGAGUCACACCUUACAAGGAAAACUUGGAGUACCUCCUCGACGAAGCCAGAUUCAAGAACGAGGUUACCGUCUUUCUGCAAAGCGACGAAGUCAUUCGACCUGAGCACCGGGCCGAGCUCAUGCCUGUGCUUCUGAGACUCUUAUACGGAAGAACCAUCUCUAAAAAGGGAGCUGCCAGUGGCCGUCAUGGUCUGCUGGCUACUCGUCUGACCGUUCUGAGAAACCUGAGUGUAGAGGACAUGGGAAGUUUCUUGGACAUCGCGACUGGCAGCCUGAGGAACGCUCGCGUUAUUGAUGAGUCUGGUUUCCGCUCCAGCUUGUUCGAUCGGGAAAUUCUCCCUCCUCGCAAGCAAGUCGGUUUCAUGAACAUGAUGCUGCCCCUGAUCAACGAGCUCGGCGCUCAUGUUGGGCCUUAUGUCGAGAGACUUUUGCAUCCCAUUCUGUACUGCUUGAUCUCCGCUUGCCGGCGACUCCGGGACACGGCGAUUCAGGAGGAUGAUGAGGACGAAGAACCCACUGAGGCGUCUCAGGAGUCGCUGUACAAAGACAUCCGCCAGACCGGCUUGAAGUGUAUCAUUUCCCUGUUCCGCAAUGCGCAGGAUUUCAACUGGUCGCCGUACUCGGAACCUAUCGUCAACGAGGUCGUUGUCCCCAGGACCGAGAAGUUGCCUAUUGAGACCGCCCAGUCGAUUUCUGGUAUUAUGCAGCUGCUUUGGACGUGGUCCCAGCUUCCUAAGGCUGCGUUAUUCUUGUCAAUCAACAGCCAGAUUCUACCGAAGGUUAUCGAGUGCGUUUCGGUGCCGAAGGCCAAGGAAAACGUCAAAGUGUUCGCCCUCAGCAUCGUCCGCAACCUCUUUAAGCUGGCACAGGCUCCUGCCGAGGAGUCCGAGUUCAAUGAACUUAUCCGCGUCGAACUCAUUGACGCGAACAUGGAGCUGAUCUUGAGGACAAUUACCACUGCACUUGAGGCGGAGAUGGGCAAUGAGCUGUUGGAAGCUUGCAUUGAAACCAUUGUCGAGCUUUCUCCUAUGGUUGAAACCUCUCAGAACGUCCAGCAAACUCUGGAUAUCUCAACUAAGCUUCUCAACCAGCCCGCACGCAAGGUCAGCCCCAAAGCCAAGGGCAGGAUUCUGCUCAUUCUUGAGCGUUUCAUCAACAUCCUGGGUGCUUCCGAGGCGGAGGACACGACUGCCAACAUCGCUAUCUACGAGACUCUGGCUUCCCUUUUCAGCUACUUCAAAGACAGAGAGAACAGGACGUCUCUGGCUCGCGUUCUUACGGCUCUUGCCGCCAAGGAUGCCACUAUCCAGGAAGUUGCCGAGCUUUGCAGCGCCCUCAAUGCGUUUGCACCGGACCGCAUUGAUGAGCCGGACUAUGACAAGAGACUCAAGGCCUUCACCCAGAUUACAAACAAGGAGACGCCGUUUACUCCCAAACAGUGGCUCGCGCUCCUGCACAACUUGAUCUUCUUCAUUCGUAGUGAUGAGGAAUACGGCAUCCUUGCGUCAAACUCUGCAGACGGUCUCCGGAAGUUCAUCAGCGAGGUAGCGGCGUGCCAAGAAGAAGCCUCGAAGGCAGCGUUUGACAAACAAAUGAGGGACAUUGUACUCAAGUCCAUCUACUCCGGAGCUGGCGAGGAGUCGGCUACUGUCAGACGUGAGUAUCUGAGAGUGUUUGGGUACCUCAUAUACCAGAUGCCCACGUGGGAACCUGUGGCGGAUUUGAAGGGCUUCCUUGGCGGCGAUAUUGACGAGGACACCACCGAACUGCCUUUCUUCUUCAACAUUCUCAGCCCUGCCACGUCCCGUCAAUUGGAAGCUAUCCGAUUCCUCGAGACUGCCAACGAGGUCCACGAAAUCAGCAGCCAGAAUCUGGGCAAGUUCUUCAUUCCGCUGCUGGAGCAUUUCAUCUUCGGCCGCGCAUAUGGCACCGACGACCAAGGUUUGGGCGCCCAGGCGACAAUCACGAUUGCGAACUUGGCCCUGUCCCUUGACUGGAAGACCUACCGUGUGAUCCUUCAGAGAUAUAUCAGCUUCGUGGAGUCUAAGCCUGAUCUGCCGAAGCAGGUGAACAAGCUGCUCGGAAAAUUCAGCGAUGCUCUCGUCGUCUCCGUGGAAUCAAAGGCCACUGACGUUGAGCCCAUGCAAGUGGAUGGCUCUGAGGCUGCCUCCCCCUCCAACUUGAGACUUGCUCGCACCGUUCCCGCACAGGCGAAGCUCAGCACCGAUGUUGGCAACCUCUUCCUUCCUACCUUGAUCAAGCACUUGCACGAGAAGGAUGAAUCUGAGGUCAGCUAUCGUGUGCCUGUCGGUGUCAUCAUCGUCAAGCUCAUGAAGAUCCUCCCAUCUGAGGAGAUGGGCCAGAAGCUUGCUGGCGUACUCACAGACAUCUGCCACAUUCUCCGCAGCAAGUCUUGGGAAGCCCGUGAGAUGGCCAGAGAUACUCUGGUGCAAAUCGCUUCCGUUCUGGGCCCGACCUACUUUGGUUUCAUUCUGAAGGAACUUCGCGGCGCGCUCAAGCGAGGUUACCAGCUGCACGUUCUCUCAUACACCCUUCACUCCAUGUUGCUCAGAGUCAUCCCGGAAUUUGAGCAGGGUGAUCUCGACUACACUCUCUGGUCUAUCGUGGCGGUUAUCAUUGAUGACAUCUUCGGUGCUGCCGGUCAAGAAAAGGAUGCUGAGGGAUACGUCAGUGAAAUGAAGGAGGUCAAGGCAAGCAAGUCUCAAGAUUCCAUGGAGUUGAUUGCCAAGUCUGCCUCCAUCAGCCAACUCGUCGCACUCGUGCAUCCACUGCAAUCUCUUCUCCUGCAAAAGGUCGACCUCAAGCUGGUCCGCAAGAUCGAUGCGUUGUUGGCCAGAAUCACCGCUGGUCUGCUGCAAAACCCUGCAGCACAGAGCCGUGACACACUGGUGUUCUGCUACGAGGUCAUCCAAGAAGUCUACAAGAGCAAGCAGCCCGAGAAAGCACCGAGGAUCGACCCGCGCCUCAAGAAGUAUCUCUACCAGAAGGGCGUGAAGAAGGACAACCACGGCACCGCGGGCAAGUACACAUACAAGCUGGUCAAGUUCGCCUUCGACAUUCUGCGGGCCGCCUGGAAGAAGCAUGACAGUCUGCGCACUGCAGCGAACAUCACUGGUUUCGUCCCCAUCAUUGGUGACGCUGUCGUAGGCGGCGAGGACGACGUCAAGGUUGCAGCUUUCAAGCUGCUCAGUGUCCUGGUCAGAGUUCCUUUCAACAACGAGGACGAUGAGAAGUUGUUCAAGGUCGCCACCAGGGAGGCCUCCAAGAGCAUUUCAAUGUCAACAUCUACGACUACAGACCUCUCCCAGGCUGCGCUGAAGUUCCUUUCAGUCAUUCUCCGGGAGCGCAAGGACAUUCCCGUUAAGGAGGCAGCCAUCGACAUGCUGCUCGGCAAGCUCAAGGACGACCUUACCGAGCCUCUCUACCGCCACGUCACUUUCAACUUCCUGCGCUCCGUCCUUGAGCGCAAGAUCGAGACUGCCGUUGUUUACGAUACCAUGGACUACGUCGGUACCGUCAUGAUCACCAACGAUGACCAGAACACGCGAGACUUGGCGAGAGGAGCCUUCUUCCAGUUCCUCAGGGACUACCCACAGAGAAAGGCGCGCUGGGUGAAGCAGCUCAACUUCAUCGUUGCCAACUUGACCUACGAGCGAGAGGGCGGUCGUCUGUCCGUCAUGGAGGUCGUCCAUCUUCUGUUGACGAAGUCGGCAGAUGAUUUCGUGCAAGAAGCCAUCGCCACGUGUUUCCUGCCCCUGGUCAUGGUGCUGGCCAACGACGACAGCGAGAAGUGCUGCCUCGCUGCCGGCGAGGUGCUCAAGGAGAUGUUCCGCAAGGCUGACAAGGAGCGGAUGCAGAACUUCAUGACGCUUCUGCGUUCGUGGAUUGAGCAGGAGGACAACGCAGCUGUUACGAAGCUGGCUCUCCAGGCAUUCGGGUUCUUCUUCGAGGCCAGGGAGCCUUCAACCAAGCACAAGAAGGAGCUGGACUUGGUUCUUGGCAAGAUCGGGGAGAUUGUCGGGACUGGCGAUAUCCGCGUCGCUGACGAGGAUUUGAUGAACACCGUCCUCCAUGACGUGCAGGUCCUGACAGAGAGAUACCCCGAGAGACUCCUCGGUUCGGAAUCUCGGGACCUCUGGGCCGACAUCCGCGGAUGCUUCACGCAUCCUGACAACUCCGUCAAGUUGAGCACCGCCAAAGUUCUGAGUGCCUUCCUCGCCGACUACGCCAGCAAGGCUGCCAAGGCGGGAGAGACGCUCAAGGGGUCUCACGGACUGGACCUUGAUUGCGAGGAUGUCGAGGAGCUGGUGAGGUUGACCAUGUACGCCUUGAGAACUCCCGAGAUCGAAGAUACCCUUGCCACGGAACUCACCCAGAUCCUGGUAUUCUUGGGCCCCCGUCUGCCCGUCAAGGUGCAAAACGUACCGGAAGCCGAGACCCUUGGAGACAGAGACGAGCAGGAAGCCGAGGAGGACAGAAUCGAGGAGCACCGCAAGGACCUCCAGUACCUCUUCUGGAAGCUCUCCUCCCUCCUGCGCAAGGACGUCCGGCCCAAGUCAAGCGCCAUCACCCCCAAGGUCGUCGCUAUGGAGGUCUUGGAGACGAUUUGCCGUCGCGUGCCUCAGGAGCACCUCGAGCCCUCGUUCAAGACCAUCCUGUACCCCCUGCAGAACCUGACGGACCCCAACAUCCCCGUGCCCUUCUCGAACGACGAGCAGUUCAAGGCCAAGCUGGAUGGACUGAAGAACAGGGCACAAAUCCUCAUGGACUCUCUGCAGAAGAAGUUCGGCACGGCCGAAUACACCAAGACGUUGUUAGAGAUCAGGGAGGAGGUGCGCGAGAGGAGACAGCAGAGGUCGAGCAAGCGCAAGAUCGAGGCGAUUGCGCAGCCGGAGAAGUACGGCAGGGACAAGAGGAAGAAGACGGAAAAGAAGAAGGAAAAGAAGAAGGUCCGCAGCGCCGAGCACAGGGCGGCCAGGACGGCGUACAAGGGGUGGUAA